Messenger RNA from Hypoxylon trugodes, 2033 nucleotides. Its product is annotated as glutamate decarboxylase. Gene Ontology annotation, molecular function: glutamate decarboxylase activity; pyridoxal phosphate binding. The record is from RefSeq and is a predicted model, not a curated record. Gene Ontology annotation, biological process: L-glutamate catabolic process. Lineage: Eukaryota; Fungi; Ascomycota; Sordariomycetes; Xylariales; Hypoxylaceae. The coding region runs from base 174 to 1742 and encodes 522 amino acids. Gene Ontology annotation, cellular component: cytosol. The transcript has 5 exons.
AGUAGGUCCGAGUCGAUAACAGGUAUUUAAGGAUAAUACGGAUCUCCCUCUCCCCCUUCAACGAUCCUUCAACUUCGUUCUGACCCUCUUCGCUUUUCUGUCUGUGUAACAUACACUCCCUAAUUUCAUAACACAUAUACCUAGGUGUUGACGACAUUUGCCCUACCGCGAAAAUGGUGCAUUUAGCAAGGGUACCUACCGAGGUAGAAGUCAAAAACAACAACUUGCCCGAAGCUGUCAAGAAGAUCAGUCUCCAACUCAGCAACGAUGAAGAUAGCUUCACAACUAGCGUCUACGGCUCCAAAUUCGCCGCCGAGGAUCUCCCCAAGCACGAGAUGCCCGAGGGUGAAAUGCCCAAGGACAUUGCAUACCGCAUGAUCAAAGAUGAAUUGAGCUUGGACGGCAACCCGAUGUUGAAUCUCGCCUCGUUCGUUACGACUUACAUGGAAGAAGAAGCUGAGAAGCUCAUGGCUGAGAGCUUUUCGAAGAACUUCAUUGAUUACGAGGAGUACCCCCAAUCGGCCGAUAUCCAGAACCGAUGUGUGUCUAUGAUCGGUCGGCUUUUCAAUGCGCCUGUGGAUGGCACUGAGGGCGGUGGUGCUGUGGGUACCUCAUGUGUUGGUAGUUCCGAGGCUAUCAUGCUGGCCGUCCUCGCCAUGAAGAGGCGUUGGAAGAACAAGCGCCAGGCCGAUGGCAAGUCCACCGAGCACCCCAACAUCGUCAUGUCCUCAGCUGUUCAAGUCUGCUGGGAGAAAGCUACACGAUACUUCGAGGUCGACGAGAAGCUCGUCUACUGCACACCCGAUCGCUUCGUUAUCGACCCCAAGGAGACUGUCGACCUUGUUGAUGAGAACACAAUUGGUAUUUGUGUCAUCCUAGGUACUACCUACACCGGCGAGUAUGAAGACGUUAAGGGCGUCAAUGACUUACUCGUGGAGAGGGGUCAUGAUGUCCCUAUCCAUGUUGAUGCAGCCAGUGGUGGCUUCGUCGCGCCAUUCGUCGUUCCCGACUUAGAAUGGGAUUUCCGAUGUGAGAAGGUCGUUUCUAUCAACGUUUCCGGUCACAAGUACGGUCUAGUCUACCCCGGUGUCGGUUGGGUCGUAUGGCGAGAUGCAAAAUUCCUACCUCAAGAACUCGUCUUCAACAUCAACUAUCUCGGAGCCGACCAAUCUUCCUUCACCCUCAACUUCUCCAAAGGCGCAAGUCAAGUCAUCGGUCAAUACUACCAACUAAUCCGCCUCGGCAAGAAGGGUUACCGCGCUAUCAUGUCCAACCUAACCCGUACCGCUGACUACCUCUCCGAAGCGCUCACCGCACUAAACUUCGUAAUCAUGAGCAAAAAAUCCGGCGAAGGUCUACCCCUCGUCGCCUUUCGCCUGCCGGAUCUACCCGAAGGCGCACCAGAACGGACCUACGAUGAAUUCGCACUGGCGCACAAGCUACGCGCGCGCGGGUGGGUAGUCCCCGCGUACACGAUGGCGCCGCAUACAAACGACUUAAAAAUGCUGCGUGUGGUCGUGCGCGAGGACUUUACUAAGAACCGAUGCGACGCGCUGAUUUCUGAUAUCCGGUAUUGCCAGCAGUUGCUUGAUCAGCUGGAUAAGGAGGGUAUUGCGCGACAGGAGGAGUUUAUUCGUAAGCAUGCUAUGAAUAGUGGACAGGCUAAGCAUAAUCAUCCCCGUUUCCGCAAAGAGAAGCAUUCGAUCCAGGGUAAACACGGGAAGACGCAUUCCAUUUGCUAGAACCUGCCUCCCUACCCAAGCGCCUGGGGGUAUUUCGGUGUCUUCGAAUUUAUCAGUGGUAUGAAAAGGCAGUGAUAUAGUAGAAGCAUGGGCCAAAUUAGACGGACAUAUAGAAUUCCUUAUGGAAACAAUUUCUCGUAGGAGGGUUGCAUGAUCAUGACGGAUAUUAUGACGGAUGAGUGGCGAUGAUGUUUACCCCUUUUCUUAUACCUAGAGGGCAGCCGAUAAGAAUAAGAAAAAAAUCUUUUAAAUAUCAAAUAAAUACGACUGUCUUCCUGUUGCUAAAACUAU